This is a messenger RNA of Cooperia oncophora, 231 nucleotides long. The record is from the annotation of a GenBank genome assembly. NCBI's taxonomy places the organism in Eukaryota, Metazoa, Nematoda, Chromadorea, Rhabditida, Trichostrongylidae.
AUGGACUCUUCGAACGUGGAAGCAUUGAAGAAAGUCUACGCCGAUGUGAACGACAUCGAUCUUUACACGGGCAUCAUCCUUGAGAGACCUCUGUCAGAUGGAGCUAUUGGGCCCACUGGAGCAUACAUAAUCGCCGAGCAGUUCUCAGCCUUGAAGAAAGGAGACCGAUUCUUCUAUGAGCAUCAAGUGGCAUCGACGAGAGGACUGAAGCCUGGUACUGUAAUUUUUUGA